UGCUGUACUAGCUGUGAAGAUAAUGCCCCAGCCACUAGCUAUUGUGUGGAGUGCUCUGAGCCACUGUGUGAGACCUGUGUGGAGGCCCACCAGCGGGUGAAGUAUACCAAGGACCACACUGUGCGCUCCACAGGGCCUGCUAAGACUCCAGAUGGUGAGCGCACAGUCUAUUGUAGCGUCCACAAGCACGAACCCCUUGUGCUCUUCUGUGAGAGCUGUGACACUCUGACCUGCCGGGACUGCCAGCUCAACGCUCACAAGGACCAUCAGUACCAGUUUUUGGAAGAUGCAGUGCGGAACCAGCGUAAACUCUUGGCCUCUCUGGUGAAGCGCCUGGGGGACAAACAUGCCACACUGCAGAAGAACACCAAGGAGGUUCGCAGCUCUAUCCGCCAGGUCUCUGACGUGCAGAAGCGUGUGCAGGUCGAUGUCAAGAUGGCCAUUCUGCAGAUCAUGAAGGAGCUGAACAAACGGGGCCGGGUUCUGGUCAAUGAUGCCCAGAAAGUGACAGAGGGGCAGCAGGAGCGCCUGGAGCGCCAGCACUGGACCAUGACCAAAAUCCAGAAGCAUCAGGAACACUUUUUGCGAUUUGCUUCUUGGGCUCUGGAGAGUGAUAACAAUACAGCCCUCUUGCUGUCUAAGAAGCUGAUCUAUUUCCAGCUGCACCGCGCUCUCAAAAUGAUUGUGGACCCCGUGGAACCUCAUGGGGAGAUGAAGUUUCAGUGGGAUCUCAAUGCCUGGACCAAGAGUGCAGAAGCUUUUGGUAAGAUCGUGGCUGAGCGUCCUGGUACAAACUCCACAGGUCCUGGGCCCAUGGCUCCUCCAAGAGCGCCAAAGCCAGGCAAGCAAGGCUCUGGUGUCAGCCAGCCCAUGGAAGUACAAGAGGGCUAUGGCUUUGGGUCGGAUGAUCCAUACUCCAGCGCAGAGCCGCAUGUGUCUGGCAUGAAGCGGUCCCGCUCUGGUGAGGGGGAGGUAAGUGGCCUCAUGCGGAAGGUGCCGCGUGUGAGCCUUGAACGUCUGGAUCUGGAUCUCACUGCUGAUAGCCAGCCACCAGUCUUCAAGGUCUUUCCUGGCAGCACCACUGAGGACUACAAUCUGAUUGUUAUUGAGCGUGGUGCUGCUGCAGCAGCUGCUGGUCAGACUGGAACAGUGCCUCCAGGAGCUCCUGGUGCCCUACCGUUGCCUGGCAUGGCUAUUGUCAAGGAAGAAGAGACAGAAGCUGCUAUUGGAGCGCCACCUGCUGCCACUGAGGGUCCUGAGACCAAGCCCGUAUUGAUGGCUCUGGCUGAAGGCCCUGGUGCUGAGGGACCCCGUCUGGCUUCACCUAGUGGCAGUACCAGCUCAGGCCUGGAAGUGGUGGCUCCUGAGGGUACCUCAGCCCCUGUAGGUGGACCAGGUGUCCUGGAUGACAGUGCCACUAUCUGUCGUGUCUGCCAGAAGCCAGGUGACCUGGUCAUGUGCAACCAGUGCGAGUUUUGCUUUCACCUGGAUUGCCACCUCCCUGCCCUGCAGGACGUGCCAGGGGAGGAGUGGAGUUGCUCACUCUGCCAUGUGCUCCCUGACCUAAAGGAAGAAGAUGGAAGCCUUAGCCUGGAUGGAGCAGAUAGCACUGGUGUGGUAGCCAAGCUCUCAAAAUGUGAGCGUGUUCUUCUGGCCCUCUUCUGCCACCAGCCCUGUCCUCCCUUGCACCAGCUGGCUACUGAUUCUACAUUCUCCAUG
This is a messenger RNA of Cricetulus griseus (Chinese hamster), 1719 nucleotides long. NCBI's taxonomy places the organism in Eukaryota, Metazoa, Chordata, Mammalia, Rodentia, Cricetidae. The record is from RefSeq and is a predicted model, not a curated record.